GACAGUACCGAGGGGGAUCUCGGGUCAGCCAAUCCCGGCCCGAAGAUUGUGUUGGGGGUCCUGGCAGGGGGUGUUCCGACCCCCCCCCCGUUCUGAGCAUCCUGGGGGAUGACCCCGGUGCCAGGCCCGGCGUCGGCCGCCUGAUGCCGGGCAGGCCGAGCCGGGGAUGCUGGAACGAAGGGCGUUGCUAUGGCAACGGGAGGCAGGACCUGGGGGGGGAGCCCAGGCCCGAGCUGGGGCCGGGGGGGCUGGCGGUGGCUGUGGCGGGGCGAUGGCGGAGCGCGGCCCGGCCUUCUGCGGCCUCUACGACACAUCCUCCCUGCUUCAAUACUGCAACGAUGACAAUUUGUCGGGCACGAGCGGGAUGGAGGUGGACGACCGCGUGUCGGCGCUGGAGCAGCGGCUGCAGCUGCAGGAAGACGAGCUGGCGGUCCUAAAGGCCGCGCUGGCUGACGCGCUGCGUCGCCUGCGGGCAUGCGAGGAGCAAGGCGCUGCUCUGCGCGCGCGGGGCACUCCCAAGGGCCGGGCGCCUCCGCGCCUAGGCACCACAGCUUCGGUGUGUCAGCUCUUGAAAGGCCUUCCCACUAGGACGCCCCUCAAUGGCUCGGGACCCCCGCGGCGCGUGGGCGGCUAUGCCACGUCCCCAUCCUCCCCCAAAAAGGAGGCGACCUCCGGGCGCAGUGCCCGCCGCUACUUGUCACCAGAGCGCCUCGCCUCAGUGCGCCGCGAGGACCCCCGCAGCCGCACCACAUCCUCUAGCAGCAAUUGUAGCGCCAAAAAGGAAGGCAAAACCAAAGAAGUUAUCUUCAGCAUGGAGGAGGGCUCCGUGAAAAUGUUCCUGAGGGGCCGCCCUGUGCUCAUGCUGAUCCCCGACGAGCUGGCACCCAGCUACAGCCUGGAUACACGCUCCGAGCUGCCUUCCCGCCGUCUCAAGCUGGACUGGGUCUAUGGCUACCGUGGCCGAGACUGCCGGGCCAACCUUUACCUGCUGCCCACGGGGGAGAUAGUGUACUUCGUGGCCUCUGUGGCUGUGCUAUACAGUGUGGAGGAGCAGAGGCAGCGGCACUACCUGGGACACAAUGAUGACAUCAAGUGCCUGGCUGUCCACCCUGAUAUGGUCACCAUCGCCACUGGACAGGUGGCAGGCACCACUAAGGAGGGGAAGCCACUGCCGCCCCACGUGCGCGUCUGGGACUCCGUUUCCCUCUCCACCUUACACGUACUGGGCCUGGGGGUGUUUGACAGAGCUGUGUGCUGUGUGGGCUUUUCCAAAUCUAAUGGGGGCAACCUCCUCUGUGCGGUAGAUGAGUCCAACGAUCACAUGCUUUCUGUGUGGGACUGGGCCAAGGAGACCAAGGUGGUAGAUGUCAAGUGCUCCAAUGAGGCCGUGCUGGUGGCCACCUUCCACCCCACAGACCCCACCGUGCUCAUCACCUGCGGGAAAUCCCACAUCUACUUCUGGAACCUAGAAGGAGGCGGCAUGAGCAAACGGCAGGGCCUAUUUGAGAAACACGAGAAACCGAAGUACGUGCUGUGUGUGACCUUUUUGGAGGGUGGCGAUGUGGUCACCGGGGACUCUGGGGGGAACCUCUAUGUCUGGGGCAAAGGUGGGAACCGUAUCACACAGGCCCUGCUGGGUGUCCACGAUGGCGGCGUGUUUGGGCUCUGCGCCCUGCGGGACGGGACGCUGGUGUCAGGAGGGGGCCGCGAUCGGCGGGUGAUCCUCUGGGGUUCCGACUACAGCAAGCUGCAGGAGGCGGAGGUCCCCGAGGACUUCGGCCCCGUGCGGACCAUAGCGGAGGGCCGGGGUGACACGCUGUACGUGGGGACCACCCGCAACUCCAUCCUGCAGGGCUCUGUCCACACUGGCUUCUCGCUGCUCAUCCAGGGCCACGUGGAAGAGCUAUGGGGCCUGGCCACACACCCCAGCCGGGGACAAUUUGUGACAUGUGGUCAGGAUAAGUUGGUGCAUCUGUGGAGCGUGGAGUCCCACCAGCCCCUGUGGAGUAGGAUCAUCGAGGACCCGGCCUACUCUGCUGGCUUCCACCCCAGUGGCUGUGUCCUGGCCAUUGGCACGGCGACUGGCAGAUGGCUGCUGCUGGACACGGAGACCCAUGACCUGGUGGCCAUCCAUACAGAUGGGAAUGAACAGAUCUCAGUGGUCAGCUUCUCUCCAGACGGGGCGUACCUGGCCGUGGGCUCCCACGACAACUUGGUGUACCUGUACACGGUGGACCAGGGCGGCCGCAAGGUCAGCCGCCUGGGCAAGUGCUCGGGCCAUUCCAGUUUUAUCACCCACCUGGAUUGGGCCCAGGACAGCAGCUGCUUCGUCACCAACUCUGGGGACUACGAGAUUCUGUACUGGGACCCAGCUACCUGUAAGCAGAUCAUUACUGCAGAUGCUGUGAGGAACGUGGAAUGGGCCACGGCUACCUGUGUCCUGGGUUUUGGCGUGUUUGGGAUCUGGUCUGAGGGAGCAGAUGGUACUGACAUCAAUGCCGUGGCCCGUUCCCAUGAUGGGAAGUUGCUGGCUUCAGCUGAUGACUUUGGCAAAGUCCACCUGUUUAGCUACCCCUGCUGUCAGCCUCGAGCUCUCAGCCACAAAUACGGCGGACACAGCAGCCAUGUGACAAAUGUGGCCUUCUUGUGGGAUGACAGUGUGGCCCUGACCACAGGGGGCAAGGACACCAGCGUGCUGCAGUGGCGGGUGGUCUGAACUGGCAGGUGGGGGGGUUCCCAGGAACAUGGGGCCCAGGUAGAGUCAGGUGGCAGUAUUGGAAUUCUAUUUUCGGGAGAUGUCUAUUGCCGAGUAGAGUAAUAUAUACCCAGAGUAUGUCUAUAGCAAAGGGGGUUAUGGGGGUGGGAGGGUGGACU
Molecule: messenger RNA, 2874 nt
Organism: Globicephala melas (long-finned pilot whale)
Lineage: Eukaryota; Metazoa; Chordata; Mammalia; Artiodactyla; Delphinidae
Gene: EML2
Product: EMAP like 2
Biological process (GO): microtubule cytoskeleton organization
Cellular component (GO): mitotic spindle
Molecular function (GO): microtubule binding
Source: RefSeq, a predicted model, not a curated record